AUGACUACUAUCAACAAAGCAAAUAGCAAGGUGGGCAUAACUGUUGAAUCAGGAUUUGGCGAGUUCGACAGAAGUUUGGAAACUGCAAGCAGUAAUUUUAACAAUGACCAAAAGGACUUCAAUCUCAAUUGUAGCAAAACUUCACCUGGUAGAAGUCGUUAUGGCAGAACAAUAAAACCUAAGUCUCCUAAGAAUGACAUUAUCAAAUUCUAAAAUGCCAAAGAAUCAGAAUUUAUCCAAUAGUAGUAACGACAGUACAGAUGAAAGUAAUACAGUUAACGACAUGGAUGAUACAAGUGAUUCUUCCACUAAUUUAAGCAUUAUGGAAGAAACUACACCAAAAUUGGUUGGUACGUCUAUACAAUGCAAUUGGAUAUUAGGUCAAUUAGCAUGGGCUAGAGUUGGUAAUUUUCCUUUUUGGCCUUGUGUUAUAACACUUGAUCCAACUUUAAUGAUAUAUCAUAAAUUAAGAGCUACUGCCAGAUCACAAACGCUAAUGAUACAUGUCCAAUACUUUGGUGAUAAAGGACGUCAUAGUUGGGUUUCAUCAAACUCUAUGAUUCCAUUUACAAAUCUUGCAGACUUUAAAAAAUUAUCAGAAUCAAUAACUGCAGAAGUAAAGAAGAGAGAUGCUAAAUAUGCAGCUGCAUUUGUUAUUAAGCCUGGUAUAAAAUUAAAAUGGGAAAGUGCGAUUGAGGAAGCCAUGGAAGUUGAAUCAAUGAGUAAUGAUGCUAGAGCUCAUGUUUUUAUUAAACCAAAGGAAAAAAACAUAAAAAAUAAAUCAUCAAAACUAUCAGAGGAAAAAAAUAAAGCUAAUAAAAGAAAAAAUUCAAGUGAUUCAAAUGAUUCUGAUUCUAAACGUGCUAAGAAAGAUAAUGUACAUGAUGUAGAUAAAGAAAAGACAGAUGGAACAAAACCAAAACUACUUAAGUACAUUGAAAAUGGUAAAAAUAAUUUGAAACUUAAUUCAGAUACUCCACCACUAUCUCCUUUAACUCAAAGAAAUUCCAACGAUGAGGUUUCUCUUAUGCAAAAAGUUGAAUUUCGUCCUGAAGAGAAAGUAGAUGGUGUCUUUGAAGUUUAUUACGAACGGAAUAGAGAUAUGUUAGAAGACGAAUAUCCAGAUGCGUCAGAACGUGACAUUAAAAAGUAUUUAAAGAAGAAUUGGGAUAAUAUGAAUUCUUCUUUUCGCAAAAAAUAUCGAUCGUAUGUAACAUCAGAUUCUACUAGUGCUCAUACAAAAGAAAAUUUAUUAAACAAUGAAGAUGACUUACUGGAAGUGGAUGAAAGUACUAAGGAUAACAAAAAGUCAAGAAUUAAAGUUGAAAAAGAAGAGACAAGUGUUUCAGAAACGAAAAAAAAUAAACCUUAUAAUCUUUUUAAAGGAAUGAAACAAGAAAAAGUUUGUCAAAUAUGUGAAAAGACUGGAAAAUUAACUAGGUGUAAAGGUCCUUGUUAUUCGUAUUUUCAUCUCUCUUGCGUGAAACCAGGAGAAUCUAGUCCAGAGCAUUCUAUUGAUGAGAAUAUAAUGGACGAUAAAAUUCUUGAUGAUAUAAAAGAGGUUAAACAAAGCAAUACUGAUGAUGAUGAGAAUAACGGCAAAUUAGAAGAACAAGAUGACGAAUUCUUUAAAUGUAUUGAUUGCUUAUCAGGUGUAGCACCUGCUUGCUUUAUAUGUAAUGAAAGAGAAGGAGAUAGAAUAAGAUGCUCUGUAUUAGCUUGUGGAAAACAUUAUCAUUCAUCUUGCUUGAAAUCGUGGCCACAAUCUCAUUGGCAAGGAGGUCGUUUGACUUGUCCAUAUCAUGUAUGUCAUACAUGCAGUUCAGACAAUCCUCAAGAUAGUCAUUCCAGAGCUCCACAUGAGAAAACGGCACGAUGUGUUCGUUGUCCUUCAUCUUAUCACACAUCGACGUCUUGUUUACCUGCUGGUUCAGUAAUUUUAACCGGUAGUCAAAUAGUUUGUCCAAAACAUUAUCAGGCACCACAACCUCCUGUAAACGCAGCAUGGUGUUUUUUAUGUACAAGAGGCGGAAGUCUUAUCUGUUGUGAUACAUGUCCAACGUCAUUUCACUUGGAAUGUUUGGGUAUUGAUGCCCCAGAUGGUGCAUUUCAUUGUGAAGAUUGUGAAACAGGUAGAUUACCUCUAUAUGGAGAGGUUGUAUGGGUUAAACUUGGUAAUUACCGUUGGUGGCCAUCUCGUAUUUGCUAUCCUCAUGAAAUUCCUGAAAACAUAGAAGCUAUCUCUCAUAGUCCUGGUAAAUUUUGCGUAAUGUUUUUAGGAUCAAAUAAUUAUCAUUGGAUUCAUAGAGGACGUGCUUUUCUUUAUCAAGAUGGUGAUGCAAACAUAAAACCGCCCAUCGGUAAAAAAAAUAGAGAUGAUACUUAUCGUAAAGCAUUAGAAGAAGCCAAUGAGAUUCAUCAACGUUUAAAAAUCGAAAGAGCAGCAGCUAAAGACCAUGGACCACGAGGCGGUUUAAAACCUCCGCCUUAUGUUAAGUUGAAGAUGAAUAAACCGGUUGGAAAUGUAAAACCAACAGAAGUUGAAAGUAUCGUUGCGUGUGAUUGUGAUCCAGAAUGGGAAAAUCCAUGUGCUCCAGGAACAGAUUGUCUUAAUCGAAUAUUAUUAGUUGAAUGUAGCCCCGGUAUUUGUCCAGCUGGUUCCAAAUGUAACAAUCAAGCAUUUGUACGAAGACAAUAUCCAGCUAUGGAACCAUUUCAUACUGCAGAACGUGGUUGGGGUCUUAGAAGUUUAGAACAUAUUAGAGCUGGACAAUUUGUCAUAGAAUAUGUAGGUGAAGUUAUAGACGAAGCUGAAUACAAGCGAAGAUUACACAGGAAGAAAGAAUUAAAGAACGAGAAUUUUUAUUUUUUAACUAUAGACAAUAAUAGAAUGAUUGAUGCUGAACCAAAAGGCAAUUUAAGUCGGUUUAUGAAUCAUUCGUGUUCGCCAAACUGCGAGACGCAGAAAUGGACAGUAAAUGGAGAUACACGCAUAGGUCUGUUUGCAUUAUGCGAUAUCGUGGCUGGUGAAGAAUUGACUUUUAAUUAUAAUUUAGUUUGUGAUGGUGAAACUCGGAAACCUUGCCUGUGUGGCGCAUCAAAUUGUAGUGGCUUUAUAGGUUUAAAAGUACAGAAACCACAAAUUACUACACCUUCAAUUCAACAAAAAAAAUUUGAUAAAAUUGAUAAAAUAAAACGUCAGAAAAGGCUAAGGAAGCGUGUAUUAUGCUGGGGUUGUGGUCAAGAAAUUGAAAAAUUAACACAAUUUGUUGUUUGCGAUCAAAAGACAUGCAGUAAGAAGUACCAUAAAACUUGUGUGAUUAUCGAUGAUACAGAUUCGAGAUUCAGUUGUCCUUGGCAUUUUUGUGCAGAAUGUAGUCGUAGAACAUCUGCACAUUGUUCUUUUUGUAGUGCUGCUUUUUGUCAAGUACACCUGAAUGGAAACCUAUUUGAGUAUAGUGAAAAGGGUGGUUUUGUCUGUAAGUUGCAUGAAAAUAUGGAUAUACAAAAGUCUGCUGAAGAUGAAAAAGAUUAUUCAGAUAAUGAUACUGAAACAGACAAAGAAUAUUCUUCUACAGAUUCCAAUAGUCCGUUAGUAACAAUGGAAAAAUCAGUACCGCGUGAGCCAUCACCAAGAGUUUCUAUAGUAGAGGUAAGUUAAAGUUCUAUUUUAAAGGUAUUAAGCAUAAAUUCUUGGAAGAAUUAGUUUAGUUCCUUUUAGUUUAAUUAGUUCCUUUUAGUUAAAAUUUCUAGUUAAAAUUCUAUUUUAAAGUUAUUAAUAUAAGUUCUUGGGGAAAAUUAGUAGUUCUUUUUCAUGCAUCUUAAGUUUUCAUCCAAAAUUAUUUUAUAUUCAUAAACUUUUAUAUUCAUUUUAUAUUUAUAAACAUUGUUGUCAUAAUUUUUGUUUAUUUGUUGUAUUUAUGUAACAAAGUAAGUAUGAUUAAUAAUUAUAAUGGUGGUGGUAAGUACAAAAAGAAAAUACUAGUGCUUAAAAAGAUGGAAAAUGUUUAUCAGUUAGAUAAAAAAAUUAUAGACAUAUGACACAUAUUCUUUGUCUUCCAAUGCUUUUAUUUUAAUUAAUAUCAUGCAUAUUUUAUUCCUAUAAGAUAUUUUAUAUUUGUAUAAACAUUUCACUUAUUUUCUAUUUUAUUAAAUAGUAUUAUUUUGCAUGUAUUUUACAUAUUUCUAUCUACAUUUGUGUGUCGAAAUAAUAUGUAUAUAUAAGCAGACACGGAGUGAUUUCUCAUGAAAAAAUAAAAAAAAUAGAAUACAAUUUUUUGAUUUGAGGCUUAGUUUUCAAGAUAAUCAAGUUUGAAAAUCUGCCGCCCAUAUGGAAUUGCAGUUAGAUUACAAACAAUGUAUAAUACCUAUUAUGUUUGUAUGCAAUAGCUGUGAAUUAUUAGAUUUAAAAAAGCUAAAAGAUAUUCUGACAAUUAUACUUUAUUAUAUCAAUUACAAAAUUCUUGAAAAUCCUCAUUAUUAUGUGCAGAGCUAUGCUUGCCUAAUUAUAAUUGGCUAUACGUGAUAAAAUGUUUCAACUCUUUAUUUCUUUAAAUGCAUAUUAAAUACUUUUUAUACUCCAUAUGGAAUACUUUGUCAAUUCUAUAUGUAGUAGAUUUUUAAAUCUGAUUUUCUCGAAAAUGAAGCUUGAAAAGUAUUUUAUUUUAUAUUAUGUUUAAUUUUUCAUAAGGAAUCACUCCGUGUCUGUUUAGCCAUGUUAUUCCAAUGUGUCUUCAACCAUGCAUAUAUAAAAAAUUAUGAAAUAUAUAGUUAAGGCUUUAUAAUCUUGUGUAAGAAAAUACUUUUGGUCUUGUAACACUUAUUAGUAAGAUCAUUCCAAAAGUAGAAAGGAAAAGAUUAACAACAUUUAAUUCUAUUUCCUUUUUCUUUUUAUUUGUUUUUCACUGUUCCCAGCAUCCUCUCCCUGACAUUGGCAAUAGUGAGAAAUAGUAGCAAACAAAUAUUUAAAUUUAUACGUUCAAGUGAGUGUAUAUUUUUGGUAUUAUCUCUUUAGACCUCUAAUUCACUAUCAUAUUAAGAAAAUAUCUUGUAAUUAACAAAUAGCUUGUAAUAAAUAAUUUAGUUAUUUUUGUUUAAUUGUAAAAUUUGAAAUAUUAAUUGGUGAGUAAAUAAACAUGUUUAGCUUUUAAGUACAACACAUACUUCGUUCUUAAAUUAUAUUACAUUGUGUAGUAUAUAAUGUAAUGUAACAUCCUGGACCAGCUAAAUGGAAUCACCUAAAUAUCU
This is a messenger RNA of Heterotrigona itama, 5247 nucleotides long. The record is from the annotation of a GenBank genome assembly. NCBI's taxonomy places the organism in Eukaryota, Metazoa, Arthropoda, Insecta, Hymenoptera, Apidae.